GAUGGUAUAGAGAUUUGUUCAUAGAGAGUAAACUGAUGGAAAUGCUGCCUUUAGUUUUGCCCUUAUCUGGAAUGCACCUGACUUGACUGUAAUUACGACCCGACAAAAAGGGUCGAACAUUCCCAGAGUUAAUAAUUUCUCAGUGUUAUCGUGGUUAUAGGUAAUGUGAGGGCAGUUCUUUCAGUUCUUGCUCUGGCUGCACAGUCUGUACGCAGGUAAAUGUACCGGCUGCACCUGCUUGUGUCUCUAAUUUGUACAGAAACUCCAGCGGAUCUCAACUUUUGCAGUCACUUUCCUGAGCUGGGACCUUUAUGUAGAGGCGAUUCAGUUUGGUUGCUGAAACUUCAUCAUGGACAAGCCGGACAGCCAGGAUGACCACAAAAUGAACGACUCACAGAAAACCCCUGAAAAGAAGCAACCUCUCACAACCUGCCUGUUCAGCGCAGCCUUCUUCGGGGCACUGGGUUCAUCUUUUCUUUACGGCUAUAACCUCUCUGUGGUCAAUGCACCUGCUACGGGAUGCAUCCCAACUCUUCCCCCAGAGACUGCUGGAGAUGAGCACCAGUGCUUCCACAACCCUUACAUUAAAGAUUUCUACAAUAAGACCUGGAUGGAGAGAUAUGGGGAACCUAUUUCUCCAGAAACAUCCACUCUUUUGUGGUCCGUAACUGUGUCCAUAUUUGCCAUUGGAGGCCUUCUUGGAACUCUGUCGGUCUCUUUGAUUAUUAAAGUAGCUGGUCGAAAGGGAACCUUGCUGCUGAAUAACUGCUUUGCUGUGACGGCUACUUUGUUGCUGUCACUGGGUGAGAUGUCAAGGUCUUUUGAGAUGCUCAUCAUCGGCCGGAUCGUUAUGGGCGUGAACUCGGGUAUAUCACUUAGUGUCCUCCCCAUGUACCUGGGAGAGAUUUCCCCUAAACAUAUCAGAGGCUCCAUUGGCCAGUUCAACUCCAUCCUGAUCUGCUUGGGCGUGUUCACAGGACAAGUGUUGGGUCUGCCCGAGCUCUUGGGUCAGGAGUCCAGGUGGAACUACCUGUUUUCCUUCCUGGCUUUUCCAGCAGUGCUGCAGCUGUGUGUCCUACCUUUCCUCCCUGAGAGUCCCCGCUACCUGCUGAUGGAGAAGAAGGACGAGGCAGGAGCAGAGAGAGCUUUCCAGAAGUUUUUGGGGAAGACGGAUGUGUCCCAGGAGCUGGAAGAAGUCCACGCGGAGGCACGAGCUCAGGACAACGUGAACACGGUCUCUGUGUUGCAGCUGCUGAGGAGCCCAGCUGUUCGCUGGCAGCUCAUCACCAUCAUCGUCACCAUGGCUUGCUAUCAGCUCUGCGGACUCAACGCUAUCUGGUACUAUACUAAUGGGAUCCUACGGGAAGCGGGGUUUGCAGAGCACUUGCUCCCCUACUUCACACUGAGCACUGGGGGUACAGAGACUCUGGCCGCCAUCUUCUCAGGUCUGGUGAUUGAGCGUAUUGGGAGAAGACCCCUCCUUAUAUUUGGUUUCUCCUCCAUGGCUGUAUUCUUCAGCCUGCUGACAAUUUUCCUCAACUUCCAGGACAGAGUUUCGUGGAUGCCAUAUCUCAGUUACAGCUGCAUACUGGCUGUCAUCGCAGGCUUUUGCUCGGGCCCAGGUGGCAUCCCAUUUAUCCUGACUGGAGAACUGUUUGAACAAUCCUACAGACCUGCUGCUUUCAUGAUCGCCGGUACUGUGAACUGGUUGUCCAACUUUGCCGUGGGCCUCUUAUUCCCCUUCAUUCAAGAAAAGCUACAGUCAUUUGCCUUCCUGGUGUUUGUGGUGGUCUGCAUCCUGGGAUCCAUCUACCUCUGCGUUGUCCUCCCUGAAACCAAAAACAAAACCUUCAUGGACAUCAGCCAGAGCUUCGCUAAGAUCAACAAAAUGCCGGCGCUUUCACCUGGCCAGGAGAUGGAACUGGUCCUGUCCAUGAAGCCCGAGAACGAGAAAGCGCCAGAUGUCAAAAAGACAGAGAGCUCCUCCUGAGCUAACGAGCGACACUAAUUAUGGAAAAAACAGGGGCAAAAUGUAAGAGGUUAUAAGAGGGAAAUGUUGUUUUUAUAUAUUUAUUUGAUUGUUUUUCUUAAUGAAGUUGAAAUGUAUACUGUUUGUAUGUUUUGUAGGACUUGGAUAUCCAAGAAAACUGCAGUAUUACAAAACUAUUUCUACAUCUUAAUAGAUGAGGUAGACCAAAUGUUUUAUUUCUGUUUAUUGAUGAAGCUUCAUGAGGUCAUCCAAAUUUUGUAAUUUCCGCACACAAGUGCAUUUGGAGACAUUGCGUAUUCGCUUCCAAAGUAAAACAUGAAGAAAAAUGUAUAAGACUGCUCUACAGAAAGGGAGGAACCAAGAACAUUGGGUUGUUUAAAGACAGAAAUGUUUGAAUUUUCAUUUUUAUAAAUUUGCUGUGUAAUCUGAAAUUGAAUAAAUGUUUAGUUUUCUUCAGAAACUGUCAACUAAUGUUUUAUUUUUAGACCGAUUUGGAGAACUUAAUAAAAAAAAAAAAAACAGUCUAAAAUUUAGAUUGGUCAGGAUGUAAGUAAAUAAAUAACCUUGUGCAACUCAAUGUAAUUGCGUUUUUCCGAGUCACAUUUUAAUCAAACAGCGUUAGCAACCAUAAAUUUUGUAAACGCCCUCUGAAGAAUCCGAAUUGUAAAAAAUACAUCUGAUACAUUUCAGAGAAAGAGGGCCACAGCAGUGAUGACUGUUUUAGAUCAUGAAAUGUUAGAGCAGAGUGAUGAACAAUCCCAUCAACAGGGUCGAUGAUGCAUGUUGUUUAUCGCCGCGUCACGGCAGAAAUGCUGUUAGAAAAGUUGCAUGCAUUGA
Gambusia affinis (western mosquitofish) is the source of this 2827-nucleotide messenger RNA. RefSeq names its product solute carrier family 2 member 9, like 2 (gene slc2a9l2). NCBI's taxonomy places the organism in Eukaryota, Metazoa, Chordata, Actinopteri, Cyprinodontiformes, Poeciliidae. Gene Ontology annotation, biological process: monosaccharide transmembrane transport. The record is from RefSeq and is a predicted model, not a curated record. Gene Ontology annotation, cellular component: membrane. The transcript has 14 exons. Gene Ontology annotation, molecular function: hexose transmembrane transporter activity. The coding region runs from base 350 to 1990 and encodes 546 amino acids.